GACAGUUUUACCUUGUGAUGUUGACAGUGACAAAACAACGCACACACAACUGUUCGUUUUUGCCCAGAAGCUUCGAACUAAACAAGUAUUUACAUCGGCAGCAGAUUUUAUGAUAAAAGGUCAUCAACGUGAUGUAGUCAAUGAAAUGGAGUACGAUGAGAGACUUGCACUUUUCCGCCAAACACGCCUCAAUCCAUUUGAUCGUGGAGAGGAAGAAGAUGGUCCUCAAGAGGGAAAGACCCCCCCACGGCAGGAAGCUAGACCGGAGCUGUUCUCUGGGAUCAGAACCCAUAGCUCAGACCGGACUAUGGACCUCGGUUUAGCUGAAGAUCACUUCUCAAGGCCUAUGGGUUCGUUUGUGGCAUCUGACAUUGAACAGCUGAAAUUGGCUAUAGAGGAAUGCAAGAAGCUGAUCUUGGAGCUGCCUGAACACUCAGAAAGACAGAAGGACACAGUGGUUAAACUUAUUCACCUUCGCCUCAAACUGCAGGAGCUUAAGGAUCCUGAGGAGGAUGAGCCUAAUCUAAGGAUUCUGCUGGAGCACCGCUUUUCAAAAGAAAAGAGCAAAAGUGUGAAACAGACAUGUGACAAGUGUAGCACUAUCAUCUGGGGCCUCAUUCAGACUUGGUAUACCUGCACAGGUUGCUAUUAUCGUUGCCACAGCAAGUGCAUGAACCUGAUCACCAAGCCCUGUGUGAGGUCGAAGGUCAGCCACCAGUCAGAGUAUGAGCUCAGCAUCUGCCCUGAAAUUGGACUUGACCGACAAGACUACCGUUGUGCAGAGUGUCGCACUCCAAUUUCCCUUAGAGGAGUGCCCAGUGAAGCCAGGCAGUGUGACUACACAGGCCAGUAUUACUGCAGCACAUGCCACUGGAAUGACACAGCCAUCAUCCCAGCUCGUGUCAUUCACAACUGGGAGUUUGAGCCACGGAAGGUUUGUCGCUCGUCAUUACGAUACCUGGCUCUAAUGAUGUCACGACCAGUGCUGAAGUUGAAAGAAAUCAACCCAUUGCUAUUCAACUUUGUGGAGGAACUAGUGGAGAUCAGGAAACUCCGUCAGGAUAUUCUGCUGAUGAAACCCUAUUUUAUUACCUGUAAGGAGGCAAUGGAAGCUCGUUUACUACUACAGCUUCAAGAUCGCCAGCACUUUGUGGAGAAUGAUGAUAUGUACUCACUACAAGAUUUGAUCGACAUCUCCAGUGGCCGACUCAGCUGCUCCCUUACAGAGAUCCACACCACAUUUGCUAAGCACAUCAAAUUAGACUGCGAGCGAUGCCAGGCCAAAGGAUUUGUGUGUGAGCUGUGUAAAGAGGGAGACAUCCUGUUCCCUUUUGACAGUCACACCUCAGUUUGCCAUGACUGCUCUGCCGUCUUCCACAGAGAUUGUUACUAUGACAACUCCACAACUUGUCCACGAUGUACCCGAAUGACUGAACGCAAGCAGGAUGAGCCAUCAGAUGUGAAAAACGCAUAACGGGAGAAGAUUACAUGAUGUAACAGGAUGUUGCACUUUGCCUACUUGAUCAAAUGAGUCCAUUCAAGUAUGGAGACAAACUUUUUGUCUUUAAUUUGUUUCAUGCGUACAUUUAUUUUGUAGUGUCUUUACAUUUUUGUGCACUACAUUAUCAGGCAGGGUACAGGGUACCAAUCUGGAAAAUCUAAUCUAUUUUUAAUCCAGCAUUUUCCGUUAUACUGAAAUAGGAUUAACUAAGCACUGUGUACGUGUUUGUGUGUCUGCUUGUAUAAAUGUACAAAAUAAAUCUUCUAUAUGGAGAGUGGGUAGGUGACUUUGCAUGUAGAAGUUGAAUGAUAUAAACCAUUACAUGCCUCAAAUACUUUAACCUAUACUGCCAACUUUGCUCAAACUCGAUUUUUAUGUUGCCACAAAAAAACUUUUAACCGUCAUAGACAUGUUGACAAAACUACUUUUUAACUAAAUAAGCAUAAACAUAUACAAAUCCUAGUUUAUUAUGUUGUAUCAGGUGGCAGAAAGUGUAGCUCAACAAUGCAUGGAGUUCAUUAUUUUAUAAGUGGAUAGAAUAUAUUUGACUAAAUGUGGUCAUAGUGCAUCUAGUUUUCUUGUUUGUGUUUCUGACUCUUCUCCCACUAAUUUUUGGCUCACCGGCAGUCAACUUGCAUUUAACUUCUCAUGGUAGCUUUCAGCUUAACUUAUUGAUGUUUCCAAUAUUUCUUUAGUCCCGGCCAUUUAAUCCUUUGCCUUACAGCAAUAUUUAUUUUGAGCAUUCCAUUUGCACUGUAACGUACAGUAUAGGCUGCCAUGAGUUACUUAAAGGAGAAACAGUUGACAAAAUCUCACUAUAUGACAUUAUAUUACACAGGUGGUGUAAAUAUGUUAAUAAAGUUAUAAUUUAGUACAUUAUACUUGUAUUGCCACCUAAUAUGUUAUCAAAAUAUUUUCAUGUUAGAAGGAAAAUUUAACUGAAUGGAAGGUGAAGUUAAAUGUGUUUUUCUUUCAUCUAAAACUGUGAACUUAUUUCAGAGAACUUGAUCUGUGUUUUAAUCCGGCUCACUUUAGUGCAGUGUGUAGCAAAUAGAUGUGUAUACUCAUGAACAUUGCGUGCCUAAAAUUAUCAGGUUACAUUCAGCUGUUGUCCAAACUUGUUUGUACACUAACAAUCAUGGUUUCAGUCUUAAAGUACCAGAAGUGACAAAGCUGAACUCAAGUAUUUGUUUUAAAAUAACCAGUUUUGGCUGUAUUGUUGUUAAGCAUAUGAUGUACUGUAUUUUUUAUUUUACAAAGUAAUGGACAAACAUGGUAAAUCAUGUGAAGUAGUGCAUGAAUAAAGUCAUUAAGAAUAA
Molecule: messenger RNA, 2820 nt
Organism: Sphaeramia orbicularis (orbiculate cardinalfish)
Lineage: Eukaryota; Metazoa; Chordata; Actinopteri; Kurtiformes; Apogonidae
Gene: def8
Product: differentially expressed in FDCP 8 homolog
Exons: 12
Coding region: 110-1474 (454 amino acids)
Source: RefSeq, a predicted model, not a curated record